UUUUCCACCUUUGUUGUUCGUGUGUAAACAAAGCUACAACAUAAAAAUCGUCAUAAACUACAAAAUGGAGGAUAUUAUUGCAGCAAGAAGAUAGGACUGGAGUCCGAUGUGACCAGCAAAGCGCAUGAGGAAAAUGAAAAAUAUUGGAUAGUUCUUCAUAUUCUCAAUUUCUACAAGAUGCGCUCAUGGAUAACUGUCAUUAUGACACAGACUAUCAACCAGUCUUCUACCGGUCAACAGAUAUCAGACAAUAUGGGAAUUCUAGUUUUCACUCAUUGAAAGUGCUUAACUUGGAACAAUUAGAAGAUUCUAAAGACAAUUCCAUCGGCAGUUUCAUCAUAAGAGAUGAAAUAAAAAAUCUACAGAUUCCAAAUAACUCUUCACUAAAAUGAAGAACAGUGCUCUAAAAUCAGUCCUGAUGUUGAACUGUGUAAAAUAUCUGUAGAAACUUCUGAAUCAACGUGAAAGAUUUAAAAAGGUAGACGAGGAUGAAGACACACAAGUUAGUGUUGUUAAGACAAGGAACAUUUAAAAUUUGAGGAUUUGGUAAAAGAAACUUUUCAGUAGGAUGGUGUAUAAGAGAAUUGGAGUAACAGGGAUUUGAGGGAAUAGAUUUGACCUCAGUAGGUGGCUAUCAUGGAUGGCAACCAGUGUCAAGUCUGUUUAAAUUAUUUCAUCGAUCACACCUCAUUACAAAAUCAUAUAGAGACACAUACGAAACGGGAGUUAUAUACAUGUAUCGUGACGUUAAAAUCGGCCUUAUCACAACUCCGACAAACUGGCCAGUGGUUUAGUCUAAGUCCAUCUGUAGAGAAAAAUGAAGCUAGCAUACGGUUGAGUUUGGAACAGGCACGACAAACUGAAGAAAAUUUAGCCGCCCAAAUGCAGACCAAUCUAGCAACUUCAACCCAGUCCAGCUUGGAAACGGCUGCAGCUGUGACUCUCGUUGAGAAAUUAAAUCGGCAAACGGAAUAUUCUGAAACACAACAACUGGAAAAUCAGAACGUGGAGAAUGUGGACGGAAUAGACAUGACAGGUGCUUCUGCAAGUGACCUACAAAAGUAUGCACUGAGUGUAGGCAACGGAAAAGCAUUCAGCUGUGAUACGUGUGGACGUGUAUUCGGUACUAGUUUCGCUCUUCGUCGUCACACCAUGAGCCACAAUAACGAGCGUCCGGAUAAGUGUGAUAUUUGUGGGAAAGGCUUCAUCGGGAAGCAAAACCUGGAGGUUCAUAGGCGUGUUCACACAGGCGAGAAACCAUAUGCUUGUGAGGUCUGCGGGAAGAAAUUCUCGCAACACGGAUCUUUGUAUAAGCACCGGGAGAGACAUGGAAGGUGUUUCAAACCUCCAGAGCCUGGGGCAGAGCCUUACCCCUUGGACUCUUCACAUGGGGAAAGUGACCUGAAAAUGGAUGGGUCAGGAUCAUUUUCUGCGGAAGAAGGAAUGGCUGUUAGCACUGAUGGGCCGGACACGGAGGAUGGUGGUCAUGAUGAGGUCACAGUGCCAAUUCAAGGUCAUCCACCAAAUUUAGAACUGGAUCUAAGUAAGGCUGUGAGUAGUCAGUCUCAAGUUGGUAACCUUCCUAACAUGAACUUUGACCUUCCUGCACAAGGUCAUGGUCAUCCACAGGGUCAAGGUCAUUCACAAGUUCAUGAUCAUUCACAAGGUCAGGAUCAUUCACAAGCUCAUGCUGAAAGUCAUACACAAAGUCAAGGACAUAGCCAUUUGCAUGACCAUGUACAAACACCAGCUCGUAUAGGUGCCAUACAACAUACCAGUAUGUCAAAGCAAAGUUCCUCUAUGGACCAAGUUCAUGAGAUGGCGGCUUCUGUUUUGGCUACAGAGGAAAAUGAAAAAGGUUUUCAAGGUAGAAAUCCAGAGGAUGACAUUGAAACAUCUCAAGUUGAAAAUUUAAAACAGAAUCUCAAAAAUGAUGAUCCUAUGCUUGCGGAAGAAGAAGUCAAGACUGAAAGUCAAAAACAGGAAGAGAUGGAAUACCUGCUCAGUAAAAUGGAUCCGUCACAGUUGUCACCAGGGCGAUCAAAAUCUGGUGAUGAUGGUCUACAGUGUAAAUUUUGUCUGAUCAAAUGUGCUUCGAUAUUUGAACUACAAUCACAUUGUAGUAAGUACCACACAGGACAGAAACCUUACCGGUGUAAUGUGUGUGGUAAGAGGUUUAGUGCUAGCUUUUGUCUGCGCCGUCACAUAAUGCUGCACACAGGGGAGAAACCGCACCGAUGUCCGUACUGUCACAAAGGCUUUAUAGAGAAACAACACCUUCAAAGUCAUAUCAGGAUACACACAGGAGAAAAGCCGUAUAAAUGUCACGUCUGCUCGAAAAGUUUCACACAAUAUGGAACGCUGCACAACCAUCUUCAGACACACAACAAGGAGACUUCCCCAGAGUCUCUGCCUAUGAAAGCCGAACAUAAGGAGCCGACCACGCCAGAGCCAACACCUGCAGUGACUACACCUCAGCAGACUUCAACUGCUUCCCAUCACCCAACACUGUCACAUCAUUUAGCAAAGCAGCAGGAAAUUCCUAAGGAGUUGGAGAAUCAAAUUAACCCAGAGAUUCUUCUUAGUGGAAUGCAAGGCAUUUCAUCGCUUAGCAACCCCCUUCUGCAGUUUUCUCAGGCUCUUCAUCUACAAAUGCAGCUUUACACUCGUGAGUUGGAGAGUCGAAAAUCUUCCCUGUCUCAGAUGGAAGGUGAUUUUGAAGGAACGGAAGGAGAAAGCAACGGCGAAAGAGGGGAGAUAAUUCCUGGAAAGUAUGCAGAGCCGACUCCAACCUCAGCCCCAAGUAAGGAAGAAAUGGCUGCGGCAAAGGAAGCUGCACUGGGAAAGUUCAAUAACAACCCCAGUCAAAACGUGCAAGUGAAGAAAGAACAGGUAGAACAGGCUGCGAAUUUUGUGGAAAACGGUUUUGGCAAUUCUUUAGGGCAGAUAACGGCUCCUAAUGUUGAUCUUUCUGUCUUAUCUAACAAGGAGUUGGAGGCUAUGGCUGCUGCUGUGACAGAUAAGAGACACAAAUGUGACUACUGUCAGAGUCAGUUCAACUCACCCAUAACGCUUGAACGACACACACGCACACACCGAGGCCAGAAGCCGUUUUUAUGUCACUAUUGUCAGAAGAGCUUCACGACAAGCUACUGUUUACGUCGACAUGUAAUGACGCACACUGGAGAACGGCCGCAUGCUUGUCCAACGUGUGGCAAGCGGUUCAUUGAAAAGCAGCAUCUGAUGAUACAUACAAGGAUUCAUACCGGCGAAAAGCCUUAUCAGUGUAAAUACUGCGGAAAAAGAUUCCCACAAGGGGGAUCACUCUAUCGCCAUGUUCAGAUACAUUUAAAAGGAAAAUCGGUUAAAAUUAAAGAUGAACCAAAUGUAUCGGACCAACUGUCUGAGGCAAUUCAGAAUUAUCAACUAGAACAGAAGACGCCAGAAUUGGACGAGUCGAGCUCCAGUACCUAUAGCUCAACUCACAUGCAGUCGGCCCCAUUGGAUGCCUCUGUAUCAACGCAUGCUAUAGCUACACCACAACAUACAAUUGCGUCAAGUUCACACCAGGAAAAGCUUGAUUCAGCUCUUCUUUACGCCCAUGAUAUUCUACGCAAUCGACACCUUGAUGAAAACCAUCAGCCCAAUUUUCAACCUAAUGUCAGUUUAGAAAACAAAGCUGAAUCUAACAUACCAGAAGAUCUUAGUAAUAUACGAUUUAUUGAUUCGAACGAGACAGCUGCAAUGGUGAAGGAAGGCGAGAAGACAGACAACCAACAAAAUGAACAAAGAAACAUUGACCUUACAGCUGCUGCCUAUCAGGCGGCUUUUUCACCGACAUAUUUGAGUCAGAUUCAAAAGUAUGAUGUUGCUCGCUCCGCAGGUUUGCAGUACCAGGAUGCUAAAGGGAAAUCGAGUGCAACAUUAAGUGAAGAUGAUACAAAAUUUGAUGUCAUUUCAGAUAUGGUGAGACGCGAUUAUCUACAACACCAGUAUAACUUCCUGUUUGGAAAUAUAGAUGCCCGCACCGUACUUAUUCCUAAGGAAGGAGGAACAGAAAUUCCUCAAACUGUGGAUACCCAUGAUGAUAAAAUUUCUGCUCCAGAUGACAUCCCAAUGAAUCUUACAGACAGCCGGUAUCCACAAACAGAGGUUGAGAAAGCAGUAGAAACAGCUGCAAUUCCUCAACCUGCCGAUUACAGCAUAGGGUCGCAUCGUCUAAAUGUUGCCACGACAAUGUCUCAGCAACAAGCAGUGGAGUACAAUGCAGCAGUGGAAACGAUCGCUGCAACACAACAACAACAACAACAACAACAACAACAACAACACCACCUUAUCCCAACUACAGCUGAGCUCCACAGCGACUCAAACGAUACCCGAGACACUGUUGUGUCGACUGUUGUAUACCCAUGCAAUGUUUGUGGACAGCAGUGUGAAUCGUUACCAGCGCUGGUGUACCAUUUACGCGAGCAUACCGGUAGCACAGAGUUAAGGUGUGAAAUUUGUGGUGAGACUUUCACAGUGGCAGAACAUUUAAUUAUACACUACCAAUCCCACGCGGUUGAAAGAGCCAUGUUACAAACAGAACCAUUACAAAGUCCAGCCAACUGGAGCAUUACUGAAGGACAGUCAAAUUCCUGUAGAGGGCGCUGUACUGAUGUCCACACUGCUCAACAGGUGGCGCCACUAGAGGAUGUAAGACCAAGCGAGUUAUUUCAUCACAUACCCACAACAGAACAGUUGUCAGACCCUGCAAAUGUUCCGGUUACCGUGGCGCAUCAUCGUACAGUCGAGGGGUACCCCCCCGGAUCGAUCAUUUCACACGGAGUUAGUGACACCCAUGUGGGUGUUAUCAUGCGCCAGGAUUCAUCUCAAGUCCAAGGUCAUCGACACACCCAAGGUCAUGGCCAUGGACAUAGCCAAGGUCAUAACGGGACUAGUAACACGAAAAAUGACCUUGAUCACCAGAUUCAGCCUCACCAGUCGGAGAUGGCAGCGACAAAUCAAGAUUCUGAGAAUCAGAAAUCAUCUGACAGUGAGGACGAUGAUCUGGACGGGACGAUGGCCGACCAUCAUCCGCUAGCUACCUCAACACCAUCUCACUCUCACGUUGCUCAUCCUUCUACCAUCGUCGAGAAUGCACAAUCACAGUCUGUCUCGUAUUCCAUGUCAGACAAACUGGCCGGGGAAGGAAUACCAAAAUUUAUCGAAACUGGCAACAUCCUCAGUUCAUUUUCUGAACUGGCGAGUCAGGUCAUGCAAAGAAAUCUUGGAAGGACACCACUUCCAACGCCGGUUUUCCCAAGCACAAGUGGAUUCCAGAGCACCAGUCAUGUUGAACCAGCUCCAUCACCAGCGACAUCCGUAAAACAAGAGUCUACCGUCCAAGUUACCCCCACUCGGAGCCCUGUCACUGAUGAUACGGAGGAAUCAUCAUUAUCAAUGUCAAAUGCAAAACCAUUCGUGUGUGAAAUUUGUCACAAACAAUUCAUGAACAAACGCAGUUUUUAUCGUCACGUAAGGUUGCAUACAGGCGAACAGUUAUGUAAAUGUGAAAUAUGUGGGAAAGGAUUCACCGGAGUGUUUGGGUUACGUCGUCACAUGGUCGGUCAUAGCGGAGACAAACCGCACAAAUGUGAAUUCUGUGGUAAAGGAUUCAUAGAAAAACAACAUCUUGAAUCUCAUAGACGCAUACAUACAGGCGAGAAACCUUUCAAGUGUGACUUUUGUGGGAAACGGUUUACGCAGUAUGGAACCCUCCACAGGCAUAAACGUACACACACCAAGGAAAAACCAUAUGGUUGUCCACACUGCCCGAAACGAUUUGGAGAAAAUCGGCAACUAACACAUCACUUAAAGGUCCAUAAUCCUGGCGGAGAAGUGAAAGAAGAAGAGGAGAGGGGCAAAGAUGGCGGUGACACAAACUAAACAUUGUCUAAAGAAUAGGGGCCAAGCUUUUCAAAGAUUUGUUUUGGGAAUAAGAACUUAACAUCCAAAUUGAAAUUGAAAUUUUUUUUGAAAUUUAAUUUAAUUGAAAAUUAAAUGGAUGGAAAGCUGGAUUUCCCUGGUAAACAUGAUAUGCUUUGGUAAUAUACCAUAUUUAACCUCAGAUAAGCCCAUCCCCUAGUGUAAAUGUUCAAUAUUUAAGUUUGGGGAUGAAUAGCGAAAUGAAGAAGUUGGCUUAUUUGUGGGCAGGGGCUUAUUUGAGGAUAGAUAUGGUACAAUAAGUAAAAUCAACUUUCUGGGUUAUGAAUUCUUUGGAAACAUGAUGAUUUUGAAAACUUUGGUUAAUUUUUGCUUAUAAAGAGAACAUAACUAUGAAGAGCUAGGCUUCAGGUCUGAAUCAUUUGACCUUUAAACUGUUGUAGUGAUAGAUUUUAUUGGAAGUUAUAAGACAUUUGAAUCAAAGACUCCUCUCGCUGACAUACAAUGUACAAAACUAACCAUAGCUGUCCUUAAGAAAGAAACUGUUGUCUGUACUAGAAUGCUUUCUCUGUUGUAGAAGUUAAUCAACUUUUAAAGUGUAGCUUUAGAACUUUUUAUUUGCUAUAAAAUAUUGCAGGCUUAUGGUAGUCUCAAUUCUUAAGUCAUAUAAAUAUGUAUAUAUCAUGUAUACUUUCAUGGUAGAGGGAACUUGAGGGCUAGGAAAUGUUAAGAUUAUUUUUUUUAAUAUAUAUUUCAUUUAAAGGGUAGGUAUAGACAUCUUGUGAAUUAUUUUAUAAAAUUACAAUCAUACGGAGUUUGAGUAUUAAGAAACAAAAUUCUGAAAUAUAGCAUGAGUAUGAUUUAAAGGUUGAGGACUAAGGAGGUACAUAUAUGUAUGUAUGUACCGAAAAUCCCAUACAACCUUAAUAAUGACAGAUUCCUGGAUUAUGAAGAUGUUCGAGAAAAUUAUAGGGUCUACGUAUUUAUAAUUUCUUCAAAAGAAAAGGUGACUGAACUCUUCAUGUAAUAUAAUACCACGUUCUAUUCAAGAAUUCUUAUUGUAUGGUAUCAAAAUUAAAUUAGUAUAUUUUUAUGUAUGUAUCAUCUAAGGAUAAGGUGAAUAUGAAUAUUUAUUAACCCUAAAAUUAUGAUAUUGACCAACAUGAAGCAGAGGUCAAUAUCAUGGUCUGUAAGGGUUAAUAUUAUAUUGUUUUCCACUGAAGUCACAAUAAUGUGAUAAGUGAAGUAGGUAAUGAAUCCCCUGUUUCUGACGCCUUCAGAGUAUUACACAAAACCAUUCCUCAUGUUGCCAUGGUGAUAAAUAUACAACUUUAGCAAUGUCUUAAAUGUAAUUCAUGUAUUGUUAAUGCAUAUGAUUGCCACAUCCCCAGAAUUCUAGCCAGGCACAGACUGGGUCAGUUAUAGGAUGAAUGGGUGGUAAUUCUUUGGACUAUGAAUACUUAUAAUUAU
This is a messenger RNA of Pecten maximus, 7395 nucleotides long. Its product is annotated as zinc finger protein Xfin-like. Lineage: Eukaryota; Metazoa; Mollusca; Bivalvia; Pectinida; Pectinidae. The record is from RefSeq and is a predicted model, not a curated record.